Papilio machaon (common yellow swallowtail) is the source of this 6591-nucleotide messenger RNA. RefSeq lists its product as uncharacterized. The transcript is spliced from 6 exons. Lineage: Eukaryota; Metazoa; Arthropoda; Insecta; Lepidoptera; Papilionidae. Gene Ontology annotation, molecular function: RNA polymerase II cis-regulatory region sequence-specific DNA binding; DNA-binding transcription factor activity, RNA polymerase II-specific; zinc ion binding. Gene Ontology annotation, cellular component: nucleus. The record is from RefSeq and is a predicted model, not a curated record. Gene Ontology annotation, biological process: regulation of transcription by RNA polymerase II. Bases 523 to 6114 code for a protein of 1863 amino acids.
CACAGCGGGCGCAGUCGGUCGGGGAGGCUCGAGGGGCGUAAGGGGGCGCGGGCGGCGGGGAACUGAGUGUAGCCGAACGGACGAAACGAAACGAACGAAGCAACGACAAAGUACAACUACAAACAGUUGAACAGUCAUCUGCGGCGCGGUAACGUGCGUCGUUCGUUGUUGGAAUGUACGUCCACCCGAUAUACACUCACGAGGAAUAGAUUCAAUAAAUAAAUAUCCACACGUUAAUAAUUCUCAUACGUGAAAAAGAAAGUGGUGGUGUUGUAUUGGAGUGCUAGUGAGCCACGAGUGACGGUAAUAAAGGUGCGUGUGUAUGUGUGUAUCAGUGUUGUGUGGUGGCGUGGAUCGUCGCGCAAUUAUUAACGAUGAUUCACUUGCGCGCGGGUGAAAUGCAGCCUAUCGGACUUGUUGACAUAUGUUUAGAUGGGGUAAACAAAUGAUAUCAAGGCAACCUCUGAAAUAAUGGUGGACUGACUUCUUACCUCCGCGACAGAUUUAACAGUCGCGAAUACGAUGCCUCUAACUCAAGAAAAACGUUUAGAUAGUAACUUCGCUAACAACAAUGAUCAAAGUUAUCUACACAAGAAGUUUAAAAAGAUGGCGUCUACCAUAUCUGGUUUUCCUGCAAAUGGACCGAAGUGCGAAGAAAAUCGGCAAAAGGAAACAAUUACUCUUGCCUGUAAUACUUCAAUUUCGAACGGAAGCAUUGCAGCGGCACAUCCUGAAAUAGAAAAAAUUAAAGAACAGCAAGAGGAUCAGAGCACUGACGUGGAAAACGAUGUACAAAUUAAUUUUAAUGCAGAGAACAUUAGGUUAAGUGAUGUAAAUAAUGUUGUUCAGGUAACUGGUAAAACCAGUUUUACCGAGGAAUUUUUAAAUAAGACUGAAAACCUUGAGAACGAUUUUAUCAGGGAAUGCUACAGUGGAGGAACGGGGCGAUAUAUGUGCCCUUAUUGUAAAUUAUCAUGUGCCAAGCCUUCAGUUCUUCAAAAACAUAUCAGGGCGCAUACUAACGAAAGACCUUAUCCUUGUAUACCAUGUGGAUUCGCUUUUAAAACAAGAUCUAAUUUAUACAAGCAUCGAAGAUCGAGAACUCAUGCUCUAAGAUUGCAGGGAACUGAUAUAUCCGGUUCUAUAAAUGAGGAGGAUAUGUCUGGAGGAUCAGAAAGCGACACAUCUAUACCGCCAACAUCUCUGUCUGAUACUGGUUCUGAUGCUUCAGUUAUACGGUUGGACUAUAACAGAUCUAAUGAGAUUUCUUCACCAGAACUGACAAAUGAUAGCCACGCAUUACCAGUAACAAGCUUCCCUACGAAUGAUUACAAUAAAUCAAAGGCAAUUUACAAACCCAAGUUUAGAGCAGCAUUUUAUCAAGGAAUUGAUGAAAGAGAUAAGAUAAAGAAAACUAUUUCUACGAAUGCCGACUUUCUUACGGAACAUAUCUCUAAAAUAAUAUCUGAUAAUGAGGCCAUUGUUGAUGUUAUAGAAACUCCUCUACAAAAGAAGUACGGUAAAAUAAAGCAAAUUGCUGAGAGUAAACAAUUUUUAAAUGAAUCUGAAUUAAAACAAGAUGCAUCUCCGUUAAACUUAACUAAGAAUAAUUUUAUUUCUGAUAGUUCAUUUCGAAAGAGAUCGCAUUCUGAGAGUUUUUCACAAGUUGAUGACCAUAAACACCCCCUCAAUCCGGAAGGAUCUAUCAUUAAGGAUCUUCUUCUGAAAAGUAAAAAUAAUACAGUUAUGAUAUCAGGAGAACUCAUUGAUGGAUUAGGAGUGUUGUACGUUUGCCCACUGUGCCAAAUAAUUUUUCGAAGUGUUGAUAAUUUAGAAACCCAUAGACUUUAUUAUUGUAAGGGAAACAUAGGAACAAAUUCACCUUCCAUGAAUGCUCCACAAAAGGAAGUAAAAGUGGGCAGACCGGAAAACGUUUACACAAGAAGUAAUUCUAUAAAUGUUCGACUACCUGAAACACAAUCCCACAGUCCUAAAUUAAGUUUAUCAACAAAAUCGCCAAUUUCCAAAAGUAAGCCUGAUAACCUAGUAAUUCUUAAACAGGAGUCGAAUGAAAUAAUCGCACCAUUGCCAUCUCCUGGGCCUUUAUUAGGUAAUACAAGACUUGUUGAUGCUAGGACACCUACGGAGUUUCAUAGGAAAACAGAAAAUAUUAAAAUUAAGUCUAAAGAAGCUAGUCCUAAAAGGAGAAUAGAAAGCCGUUCUGAUACCUUUAGUCCAAGGAUAUUAGAAAAUAUAUCACCGCGCUCGGCAGAUUUAUACCCACAGUCAAAAAUAAGAUGUGUAGACAUAAACGCUGGAAACUUACGUUCAAUAGAGGAAUUGUCAUCACACAUUAGACAUAAUUCUACUUCACUACAAAUGUUUGGUGGCGAAGUAAAAAUUGUCGAUCACUCUGGCAGUACCACCACUUUACGUAUUGAACCAAGUAAAAACCAAUUAUCGCCUAUUUUAAUACAACAGAAUCUUUCACCAUCGAAAUUUGCCACCGAAUCAGAAGCAAGCAGUGUAGUUGUGCGAUCAGGGCUGCAUUCCGGUGGAACGAUUGUUCAUAAUCCGCCAACACCUAAAGAUGUCCUAGGCACGCCACAACCUCAAAGUACUAGGAUGUCAAUAUCAACUUCUACUUUACAAAAUUCGAAUUUGCCUAAUAUUCACGAUAUUUCCCACUUCCCUUUUCCACCUUUAAGUGCUAUUACAGCGUACAAUCCACUUACUCUGCCGCCGCUUAGUCCUACCUCGUCACCAAAUGGUGCCACAACAAUAUUACAUGGUGGGAAACUAAUACCACAUGUGCCAGGAAUGCCAGGACCAAAUACAGCGGCUGCCUUUAUCGGAAGCGGCACAAUGUCCCAAAAGAUAACAUGUACUGAUAAACACCAUCCUGUUCCCAUUGUCGAAAAUAACCAAGACUACAUACAAACAGGAAAGGUAACAGUGUCUAAUUAUGAAAAAGCACUUAAAUCCAGAAGCCCCAGUUCUAGAUCUUUGGCUUAUGAAUCUGAUAAAUAUAACCAUAACCUGGAAACCUACAAAGGCGAUAUACCACAUUAUAUGACAAAUAUUCCCACUAUUAAAGUAAAAAAUAUAGAAGAACCAAAUAGCCAUUCGGUUGCGAAGACUUAUUCUUCAAACAUAGUUCGUAUUGUUACGCCAAGGCAAGAGUUAACAGUGAAGAGAAAUUCUGAUGGUAUGGCCAAAAUAUCGGUACUAAAAGAAAAUACAAAUAAUUCUCUUGGCAGGCAUAUAAAUAAAGAUUUAAUUCCGUCAAUACCAAACAUAAAUGUUGAAGUUAAGUCUGAAAAUGAUAUUAGAAAUUUUAAUUUUGAAAAUCUUAUAACAAAAGCGGAAAUCUAUAAUAAUCAAAUACAAAGUUCCUCUGAAGUGCAGAAAAACACAAAUGUUCAAGAGACAAUUAUGUCAUCUGUCCAUAAUGAGAGAUCGGAAACAUCGUACUUCCAAAAAAACUCCGCAACGCGCCCUACAAGUGACGAUAGAAAACCAAAAUUUUUGAGACCGUCUACCUUACCGUUAAAACCUGGCACGUUUACACCAAAACGACAUCACGGCAUAACGCCUAAUGCGAACACAAUGCCUUUGGUCUCUCCUGAAACCCCACGACCGGCAAAAGCUUACGGGCAGCUGUAUUUAAAUGGGAACGCGUAUACAUAUUUAGGAUUGAAAUGUUCAACAAAAGUCUUCUAUUGUACAAUAAAUCGUCCUCAACCAACAUAUGUGCCAAAUCAGCAUUUCCUAUCGAUGUACAGCAAUUGGCAGUUACUAUCUGAGCUGACGCCAGACCCGCUGGGAUUGUCAGCGUCGUCUGCGAUGUCUUUGUAUGACUCACGUCAUCGACCGCAAAAUGUAACUACUGCUGUGAUUAAGCAGGACCUCAUAUUGACUCAUUCAUCACAAUCGAAUAAAAAGUCAAAGGAAUAUUAUAAUCAGCAGGCAAUUACAUCCAUUGAUAGUAGAAAAUCAGAAGAAUCGAAACAACAGCCUUCAGACAUAUCAACGUCUAAAAAGGAGCUAACAGGUGGUUUUGAAAGUAACGAAGAAUAUACAUAUGUCCGUGGUCGCGGUAGAGGUCGUUAUGUUUGUUCGGAAUGUGGAAUUCGCUGUAAAAAGCCGUCGAUGCUAAAGAAACAUAUUCGCACACACACCGAUGUUCGACCUUACACGUGCACUCAUUGUGCCUUUAGUUUUAAAACCAAGGGAAAUUUAACGAAGCAUAUGAAGAGUAAAGCUCAUUAUAAGAAGUGUUGUGAAUUGGGAAUAAAUCCGAACGAAGGCAACGAGGAAGGUUCGGAGAUGACACACUGUUCUGGAGAAACUGACGACGAAACUGAUUCCGACGGUGACGAGGGAAAUGAAGGCGAAACUGAAUCGAGCGAUACGGAGCUGUAUAAGUCGCGUUUGCCGGAACAUGAAGCUGCACAUUGUUUGCUAUCACUAGGAGGAUGCCGCACUGCUACGUCUGCAACACCGGGGCUGAUAACUAGUGCCAGGCCUACUACUUACCCUUACACCCCUGUAGACAUGGAUAGCAUCACAUCUGACUCUAAUCUCGAAAGUACUCCGAUGGCUAAGACAAAUUCCGUUGAUGUAAGAUUAGAUGUUGAUAACGAACCUAUGGAUUUAAGUCGAAAUGACGUAAAAGCUCCUAAUUUACCAGAAAUUCCGACUGCUAAAGAAUCAAGUGUCUUAGCCUCUUUAGCAUCGAAUACGGCAAAACUUCCGCAACAACAAAGUCAGUGGUCUAACGGAGAGCCCAUGUUACAUACAUAUUUAACUGAACGGGCUCUUCUUGAUUCCAAGAUAAAACAAAGUCAACUUACGUCUAACCUGAGCAAAUUGAGAAAAAUAGACAUAGAUAAAUCCACGUUUAUUGACGCAGAUGAGAUAUCGGAAAGCAACAAUGGCCUCAUCAGUAAUAACAUUACGACACCAAUUACAUCAUCACAAGUAAACAUCUCAAAACCGAUCGUAUCGAGUGCCAGCGAUAGUGGAGUGAAGUCAUUACUUGUUGCUAAAGAAGAAAUUGCGAGAACCUCCACCGAUGUGUCUCAUUCUGUUAGUUAUAUUACAGAACCUAAACGAGCUAGAACUCCUAAUAAUAAUUCUGAAAAUGCUAAGCACGUCGUCUCUGAGUAUCUCAAACACGCUAGAAUUAAUCUUAUUAAAACUCGCGAUGAAACAUACCAAAAUCAAACUGAUAAUAACUCUAGUGACGAAAGCAAUAGCAGUAAAAUGAACACCGAGGAAAAGUCGCAAAACGAUGAUAUUACUAUUUCGGAGUCAGAAUCGUUAAAAAUGCCACCCAUAGAUCAUGAUCCAGUUGCUCGAAAAGUUGUAAUUGGAGCUGGAGGAGUCGCAUUUAAGGUAACAAAGGGGAAAGACUUCGAAGGAGCGCCAUAUUCACCGGGAAGAUUAAUGGAAGAUGGAAGGAGAGUGUGUGACUUUUGUAACAAAACAUUCACCAAGCCCUCUCAGUUAAGGUUGCACCUUAACAUACACUACAUGGAAAGACCUUUUCGAUGCAGUGUUUGUGCGGUAAGUUUUAGAACUAGAGGUCAUCUGCAAAAGCAUGAACGAUCUGGUUCACACCAUAAUAAGGUUUCCAUGACUUCAACGUUUGGAACGGCGACAUCAUUCAAUCCUCGCCCAUUCCGCUGCUCAGAUUGUAAUAUCGCCUUCAGAAUACACGGUCAUUUAGCUAAACAUUUAAGAAGCAAAAUGCACGUAAUGAGGCUUGAAUGUUUAUUUAAACUUCCGUUUGGUACAUUUACGGAGAUAGAACGCGCUGGCGUUAGUUUAACGGACAUAGACACGACGGAUUGUGCGAGUUCUUUAGCAAGUCUACAGUCACUCGCUCGGAAGCUGCACGAGAAGGACCCUACCAAAUUAGAGUACCGGGAACCUAACGGCGCUGCGGCGAUGCCUCCUGCUGGCAGGGAGUCUUCCGAGGAUGAGGACGGCGCGGUGCCCUCGGACAACGCUUGUGACAAUGAGAGGGACAGUGAGAUGAAAACAAUGGAUCAUAGUGACGGUCAGGACGUUGAAACAAGGAUUAAUUAUAGUGCCACAGAUAAUUAGUGCCAAAAUUAUUUAUAAGUAGGAAUUUUAAUGUGCAAUUUUGAUUUUUUUUCCUGUAUUUUUUUAAUGAAAAGUGUAAUUCAUACUGGGGUUUGACUCAGAUUGUGUGAAAACAAAUUGAUGCGCUUUAAUUGUAUACAUAUUUGUAUGUUUAUUUCUAUACUAUUGUGAAAAUGUAUGUAAAUAGUAUCUCAAGUUUAAGAGAAUUUAAUAUUGUUAUAUUUGCUUCCAUCUCAAGGCUUACGUAUCACGAUUGUAACAAAUAGGUCUAAUGGAAUAGGUAGUAUAGAGUUGUUGAAUUUUCUUCAUAAUUCGAGUAAGGAUAAAAGCUUCCAUUCAAUCUUGUCUAAAAAUUUACAUACAGUAACAUUUUGUGGUCCAUAAUUUUAUAUGUUUGAAAUAUCAAUGAAACAUAUUACAAAAUCUUUAACACUAGUGAAAACUUAAUAGAUACCGUAACUAGACUUUUGUAUGUAU